Daucus carota subsp. sativus is the source of this 984-nucleotide messenger RNA. RefSeq lists its product as uncharacterized. The transcript has 7 exons. The coding region runs from base 143 to 586 and encodes 147 amino acids. Lineage: Eukaryota; Viridiplantae; Streptophyta; Magnoliopsida; Apiales; Apiaceae. The record is from RefSeq and is a predicted model, not a curated record.
UACAUAUAUACCUUUGUGAUUUAUAUCACUUCUUCGCUAAACCCAAAUCCAAAAACCUAAAAAAAUCAGUGUUUUGCGUUUCAGAUAAUAUUACAUCAAGAACUGAAAAAGUCUCUGCGGAAGUGUAUAUUAAUAUAUAAUCAUGGAUGUUGAUUCACAACCUACGAUGGAGGAAACUAUAUUAGUUGGUGAUGAUCUGAUGACUGGUCCAGCAUCGCCAGUCAUUCCACCAGAAAUUGCAUCGCAUGUGCUUGAAGGUGUUGAUAUAUGCGAUGGAAAAUUGAGGAAUUUGUUUCUAUGCUUGCAAAUUAAUGAUAUAGAGCCAUUUUGUCAAGAUGAAAUUGCUCUUUACAAGCAGUGUUCACAGAAAAGGGAUAUGGAACUAAGACAAAGGCUCCGAGAUAGUGAGCAUAAAUUAGGAAUGUCAAUGCCCAUUGAUGAAGCAAGAGAGCGAGCCUCUCAACUAGAAUCUGAAGCGACAUUAUUAGAUAGACGCCUGAUUCUGUUAAGUGCCGAUAAAAGCUUUAUAGCUCAUCGUUUAAGAUGGAGCCUACAAUCCCGCUCAAUAGAUAUCAAGGGGUCAUGACUUGUACUGAAUCGAGCACAUUGCAGGAGAAGGCUUGAGGGCUUGAAGCAGGGAAUAGAGAAGAGGAAGGAAGAGCCUGUUAAAUCUGAAACCCCGAAGAAGUGGUCCUUUUGGUGAAUGAGCCCUUCGUUUAAUAUAGGUUAGUUUGAGAGUACAAUGUCUAGAUGUAUCGACUUGUGGACUAUUUUUAGUCAUGACAUUUCGACCUGAUUAUCUGGGUAGAGAAAUAAUUCAGAUACAUAUUUCAAUUCUCUCAACCGACUUAAAAUUUCAGGGAAUUUGAUACAAGAGAGCUCACUUUUCAUAUUACUGGAACGCGGAAGCUAUAUUACUGGAAGCUAUGAAUACUCUUAUCAUCCACACCGUUUGUGUUUGGAUGAUAUUGUUUUAUUCUUCAA